AGGUGGAUGUUAGGACCCGGAGGAGCUCACGUUUGGUUCCAGUCCCAGGGUUGAGUCUGCAGGAUAAGCAUACUACUGGGGAAACGGUUUGAGAUUCUCACUCAAUAAUCUCUGCAAAAGAAACACUCUUUGCAUCUCCUCAUGUGCAACCAUUCGCGGAAUGAAUGUGCGAUUCCUCCUAUUUCCCUGAACACAGUUGCAGGAGAAGUGCCUACAGAUGUGCAAGCCAGUGGGAUCAGAACAACGGCAACAGAAUGAAGAGGCUGGUGAGACAUGCAAUCGUUGUGUUGUUGGGUCUUUUCGUGUGUGGGAGCUUCCUGGUCAUCUACAGCUCCAACAGAGAUCAGAGCACCCAGUCCCAGCCUUACAGAGGGGAAGAGGAGAGCAGAGGCAAACAGAGGCACACACAGCCCCAGUCGUCACUGUUACAUGGAUACAUCAACUUUAUUGAUCACAAGCCUCUAAAAAUACAUUGUAAAAACUGUGCACUGGUUACUAGCUCUGGACAUCUUACUGGGAGCAACCGAGGCACUGAGAUUGACGAAACAGAUUGUGUCAUUCGCAUGAACGAUGCACCAACACGCGGUUAUCGAAAAGACGUGGGUCAAAAAACAAGCCUUCGAGUUAUUGCUCACUCCAGUAUCCAGCGGAUUUUGCAAAAGCGCAACGAGCUGUUAAAUGUGACCCAGGAUCCAGUGUUUGUCUUCUGGGGUCCCAGCAACUACAUGAAGAGAGACGGAAAAGGUUUAGUUUACAACCACUUGCAGCUGAUACAUCAAAUACUACCGAAGCUAAAGAUUUACACAAUUACACGGCAAAAGAUGCUGUAUUUUGAUGAACUUUUCAAAAGAGAGACUGGAAAAGACAGGAAAACUUCCAACUCGUGGCUGAGUACAGGCUGGUUUACAAUGAUCAUCGCCCUUGAAUUUUGUGACAGAAUCAAUAUUUAUGGAAUGGUUCCACCCACCUUCUGCAGGAAUCCUCAUCACCAAUCAGUACCGUACCAUUACUAUGAACCUCUAGGACCUGACGAAUGUACCAUGUAUAUUUCACAUGAACGCGGUCAGAAGGGAAGCCAUCAUCGCUUCAUUACCGAGAAGAGGGUAUUUGCUGGGUGGGCUCAAAGGUACAAUAUUCAUUUCUAUCAGCCAGAUUGGAGACCAGAGUCAAUUUCUGUCAAUCACACUGAGUACGAGGCAAAAUUAUGAUGAAAAAUGUAUUAACAGCUGCUGGCCUCGUGGGACUGGUCUUUUAUCAGUGGCCUAUGUUCGAAUUACAAAGUGACUGCUUCAGCAAAGGGUACCAUUCUUCAACAAGUUUCAUACGUACAUUCCAGCAAACAGGGUAGGAAUCCUUGCACCAGCAAAGCUGUCCUAAACUAAAGGAACAUUAGCCGUAAGCUUAAGGAAUCAGGAGAUUUUAGAUAUACAUUUUAAACUGCAUUCAACUUGCUAUUCGAAAUGUUUAAAUUCUGCAGCCUUGACGACUCUUUAUUCUUUCUAUUUCUAAAUGUUGUGACUUUCCGUCAGCGAUCACUCACAAAUAAUAUUAAUUUUAUUAU
Callorhinchus milii (elephant shark) is the source of this 1561-nucleotide messenger RNA. RefSeq names its product ST6 (alpha-N-acetyl-neuraminyl-2,3-beta-galactosyl-1,3)-N-acetylgalactosaminide alpha-2,6-sialyltransferase 5a (gene st6galnac5a). Bases 165 to 1208 code for a protein of 347 amino acids. Gene Ontology annotation, biological process: ganglioside biosynthetic process; oligosaccharide metabolic process. Gene Ontology annotation, molecular function: alpha-N-acetylgalactosaminide alpha-2,6-sialyltransferase activity. NCBI's taxonomy places the organism in Eukaryota, Metazoa, Chordata, Chondrichthyes, Chimaeriformes, Callorhinchidae. The transcript has 5 exons. The record is from RefSeq and is a predicted model, not a curated record.